AUGAAGGAGCUACUGAGGUCGUUCACUAGGCUUGGAGGUGUUAGGGGUUAUAGCGCGGGGAGGAAGGACCUUCGGAUUAAGGGGGUUAAGCAUACCAUAGCCGUUGCUUCUGGUAAAGGGGGUGUGGGCAAGUCCACCACUGCAGUUAAUCUGGCUGUUGCACUUGCUAACAAGUGUCAAAUGAAGGUUGGCUUGCUUGAUGCUGAUGUAUAUGGACCAAAUGUUCCAAUCAUGAUGAAGCUCGACAAAAUGCCAGAAGUGAAUGAAGAUAAAAAAAUGGUUCCAAUUGAGAGCUAUGGAGUCAAGUGUAUGUCGAUGGGACUUCUUGUGGCCAAGGAUGCCUCACUUGUUUGGAGAGGUCCUAUGGUAUCAAGUGCUCUUGAACAAAUGACAAGGGGGGUUGACUGGGGAAAUCUUGAUGUUCUUGUAGUAGAUAUGCCCCCUGGGACUGGUGAUGCUCAUAUUACUGUAUCCCAAAGGCUGCAGUUAUCAGGUGCAUUAAUUGUUUCAACUCCUCAAGACGUUGCAUUAAUGGAUGCUCGGAGAGGAAUUAACAUGUUCUCUAAAGUCGAAGUUCCUAUUUUGGGAAUUGUAGAGAACAUGAGCUGUUUUAAAUGUCCAAACUGUGCUGAACGCUGGUUCAUUUUUGGGGAAAGAGGGUCUCGUAAGACGGCAGCUGAGAUGGGUGUGGAUUUUGCUGGUGAGAUACCAUUAGAAGUGGGGAUAAGACAAGGCUCCGACGACGGUGUCCCAAUAGUAAUAUCGGCACCUGAUUCUGAUGUCUCCAAAGCAUAUGUUGAUAUGGCUCAGAAAGUUGUUGACAGACUUGAGGAAUUGUCAAAGGAAGAACAAUCUCGUCCACAGUUUAACCUUUGA
Prunus armeniaca (apricot) is the source of this 876-nucleotide messenger RNA. Lineage: Eukaryota; Viridiplantae; Streptophyta; Magnoliopsida; Rosales; Rosaceae. The record is from the annotation of a GenBank genome assembly.